Molecule: messenger RNA, 1244 nt
Organism: Ceratosolen solmsi marchali
Lineage: Eukaryota; Metazoa; Arthropoda; Insecta; Hymenoptera; Agaonidae
Product: N(4)-(Beta-N-acetylglucosaminyl)-L-asparaginase-like
Exons: 5
Coding region: 132-1190 (352 amino acids)
Biological process (GO): protein deglycosylation
Cellular component (GO): cytoplasm; lysosome
Molecular function (GO): N4-(beta-N-acetylglucosaminyl)-L-asparaginase activity
Source: RefSeq, a predicted model, not a curated record
CAGAGACUCUGCAUAUCUCCUCGUAACUGGUCCUUGAGUCAAUUGAAGAUAAGUCUAGCGAGAAAGUCAAAUAGGAAGGCCCGUUAGUUUCACUUAAAUCAUUGAGACGAUCGUAUCGCAGUAACAAAAAUAUGGAUAUAUUUCAGCUUUUGAAAAUAUUCUCAAUUAUAAAAAUUAUUUUAUUUAAUUUCUUAAUACGAUACGGCAAGAGUGAAAUUAAUCCAGUUGUAAUAGUUACAUGGGAUUAUCCAAAUGCUACUCAAAAAGCGUGGAAAACCCUUUAUGCUGAAAAAAGAAGUGCCCUUGAUGCUAUCGAAGAAAGUUGUACAUUGUGCGAGCAAAUGCAGUGUCGUGGGACUGUUGGUUUUGGAGGAAAUCCAGAUGAAAAUGGAGAAACCACGUUAGAUGCUUUAAUCAUGGAUGGAGUCACAAUGGAUGUGGGCGCAGUUGGAGGUCUGCGAAAUAUCAAAGACGCAAUUUCCGUUGCGCGGAAAGUCAUGGAAAAUACCAAGCAUUCAUUGAUUGGUGGCGAGCUCGCCGCUGAUUUUGCCUCCCAAAUUGGCUUUAAGAAGGAAACUCUGCAGACCCAAAAGUCUCGCGAUAUUUGGCAAAAAUGGAAGAAUAACAACUGCCAGCCGAAUUUCUGGGAGAACGUCAGCCCCAACCCAUCACUCAGCUGCGGCCCGUACAAGUCCAGCAAUCAAGCGAGCAGCAAAGUCAAGCGCGACACAUCCCUCGUCGACGAGAACAAUCACGACACGAUCGGUGUCGUCGCCCUCGACGUCCAAGGUCGUAUUGCCGCGGGUGUCUCGACCAACGGCCAGAAGUACAAAAUACCGGGCCGAAUCGGCGACUCGGCCGUGACGGGCGCGGGGGCUUACGCCGACGGUGAAGUCGGCGCGGCUGCCGCCACCGGUGACGGCGACAUCAUCAUGCGCUUCUUGCCCAGUUAUCUCUCCGUGGAGCUGAUGAGGCUCGGCGUGGCACCGACAGCGGCGACGGAGACAGCGGUCCGACGAAUGGUCAAGUAUUACCCCAAGUUUAGGGGAGCUGUAAUCGCAUUGAACAAGGCUGGAGAAUACGGGGCCGCGUGCCAUGGCCUCGACAGCUUCCCGCAUUACAUCGCGAACGUGAAUACCGGAGAAGCCAAGGAAUUUAAAGUGCCCUGCCUUCUUACCAAAAAAGAUUGAUUUUUUUCUUCGUUCCGCUUUGAUUUGUUAUUUCAGUUUGAAUAAUAAUAAUAA